Fonsecaea multimorphosa CBS 102226 is the source of this 2388-nucleotide messenger RNA. Its product is annotated as 6-phosphofructokinase. The transcript has a single exon. Gene Ontology annotation, biological process: fructose 1,6-bisphosphate metabolic process; fructose 6-phosphate metabolic process; canonical glycolysis. Lineage: Eukaryota; Fungi; Ascomycota; Eurotiomycetes; Chaetothyriales; Herpotrichiellaceae. Gene Ontology annotation, molecular function: 6-phosphofructokinase activity; fructose-6-phosphate binding; monosaccharide binding. The record is from RefSeq and is a predicted model, not a curated record. Gene Ontology annotation, cellular component: 6-phosphofructokinase complex; cytoplasm; mitochondrion. Bases 1 to 2388 code for a protein of 795 amino acids.
AUGGCCGCCAACGGUGUGCCCGCUGCUUCCAAGAAGCGCAGGAUUGGUGUUAUGACCAGCGGAGGCGACUCUCCUGGCAUGAAUGGCGCUGUGCGAGCUGUUGUUCGUAUGUCAAUUCACAUGGGCUGCGAGUCCUAUGCGAUCUAUGAAGGCUAUGAAGGGUUGGUGCAGGGCGGGGAUCUGAUCAAAGAGAUGCACUGGGAAGACGUGAGAGGAUACUUGUCUCGAGGAGGAACGCUCAUUGGCACCGCACGGUGCAUGCCGUUCAUGGAGAGAUGGGGCCGCCUGAAAGCAGCCAAAAACAUGGUUGACCGCGGCAUUGAUGCCCUUGUCAUCUGCGGUGGUGACGGUAGCUUGACUGGGGCUGACAAGUUCAGAGCAGAAUGGCCGAGCCUCCUUGCAGAGCUGGUGGAAACUGGAGAGCUGACCCAGGCAGAAGUUGAACCCUACCAGCACCUGAAUAUCGUCGGUCUAGUUGGCUCCAUUGACAACGACAUGUCUGGCACUGAUGCCACCAUUGGUUGCUAUUCCUCCCUGGAGCGUAUCUGCUCCGCGGUCGACGACGUUUUCGACACUGCCGCCUCCCACCAACGCGGGUUCGUGAUCGAAGUCAUGGGACGACAUUGUGGCUGGCUGGCACUUAUGGCAUCCAUAGCCACAGGCUCAGACUUUGUGUUUAUCCCAGAGAAGCCUCCACGGGUCGGUUGGGAAGAUCAGAUGUGUGACAUCAUCGCUACUCACAGAAAGAGAGGCAAGAGGAGGUCGAUUGUCAUCAUCGCAGAGGGUGCCCAUGACCGAGAACUAAACAGGAUUACAGCAAACCAAGUCAAAGAUCUUCUAACACAAAAGCUCAAGCUAGACACACGAGUCACCGUUCUGGGGCACACACAACGAGGCGGACAUGCCUGUUUCUACGACCGUUGGUUGUCGACACUGCAAGGCGUGGAAGCGGUGAAAGCGGUCCUGGAUGCUACCCCAGACACACCCAGCCCAGUCAUAACUAUCAGAGAAAACAAGAUUGAGCGAUCUAACCUGAUGGAAACAGUGGCCUUGACCAAGUCGGUCAGUGCUGCUAUCGCCGCCAAGGACUUUGACAAGGCGAUGCAGCUGCGAGACGUCGAAUUCAAAGAGUACUAUAACAGUUAUGUCAUCACCACUUCCACAGACCACCCUGCCCUACGCCUACCCGAGGAAAGGAGGAUGAGAAUCGCAAUCAUCCACGUCGGAGCUCCUGCCGGAGGUAUGAAUCCAGCUACCCGCGCUGCUGUGGCAUACUGUUUGACCCGAGGGCACACUCCAAUCGCAAUCCACAAUGGCUUUCCAGGUCUGCAACGCCACCACGACGACAAGCCGCUUGGAUCUGUGCGUGAGUGCAAGUGGAUUGAUGUGGAUCCAUGGGUUAACGAGGGUGGCUCUGAGAUUGGUACCAAUCGUGGUCUACCAAGUGCGGACAUGAAGAAAACAGCAGAAUGCUUUGGGCUGUAUAAGUUUGACGCGCUAUUUCUCAUUGGCGGGUUCGAGGCAUUUACCGCAGCAAGUGAGCUGAGAAAGGCGCGAGACCAAUACGACGUCUUCAAGAUCCCUCUGGUUGUGCUGCCAGCGACCGUAUCAAACAAUGUCCCAGGCACUGAAUAUUCCAUUGGCAGCGACACGUGCUUGAAUACGCUGAUUCAAUUCUGCGAUGCUAUUCGACAAUCUGCUUCAUCUUCGAGACGACGGGUGUUCGUCAUCGAGACUCAAGGUGGUCGAUCGGGUUAUCUGGCCACGAUGGCAGGUCUCUCGGUCGGUGCACUCGCGGUGUAUAUUCCUGAAGAAGGGAUCAAUAUCCAUAUGAUUGCCAGGGAUAUUGAGUUCCUACGCGAGAACUUCAAGAAUGAUCAAGGAGCAUCGAGAGCGGGUAAAAUCAUCCUUCGAAAUGAGAGGGCCAGCACUACAUACACAACACAGUUCAUUGCCGAUAUGAUCAAAGAGGAAGCCCGAGGCCGGUUCGAGUCCCGAGCAGCCGUACCUGGUCAUUAUCAACAGGGUGGCAAGCCUUCGCCUAUGGAUCGAAUCCGUGCCCUCCGAAUGGCAAUCAAGUGUAUGCAACAUAUCGAGGACCGGUUUACCGGCAAGUCCAAAGACUGGAUCGCCGAUGACCCGUUGUCUGCAGCAGUCAUAGGUAUCCAAGGAUCUGAAGUUGUCUUCACUCCAAUGGGCGGCGAAACGGGACUCGAGGCUAUGGGAACCGAUUGGGAGGAUCGGAGACCCAAGGAUGAAUUCUGGCUGUCUAUGAAGGAGACGGUGGAUAUCCUCAGUGGGCGGCCCAAGCUUUCGGACUGCUGCGAGGAGUGUGGGAAGCCGUUGUCUGGCGAGACUCUGAAGCGUCCUAUCUCAAACCAGCCAUAA